GUCAAAACUUUCAGCAACUCGCGAAAAAAAAACGCAGAAAAUUCCGUGCGUGUGCAUUUAUUUUUCGGAAAAUUCGUCGAAAAAUCAAACUUUCCUUCCAAAAUUCAGUGCUCGCGGUAUGCGCUAGCAGCCAGUGACAACGAUCCGUGUGAAUUCCACCCGCCCGCGAUGUCCCUGUUCCGAAAGCCGAAAAAACCGAUCCAGCGCCGUGUUUUCACCAGCUACGACGACGACGAUGAAGAGGGCGGCGGAACACCCGCGGCGGCCGCCACCACCACCAACAAUGGCGCCGAUUCCACCGCCAAGGAUAACCGAAUGGAAGUGGACCCGUCUCCGCCUCCGCCGCCGUCGUUCAGCGGAUCGGAUGGCUUAAAACGAUCGAAGAAAGAUAAAAAGGACAAGAAGAGCAGCGGCACCGGCAGCGGAGGAUCCUCGUCAGCUUCCGGCGGGACGUCCAAGGCCACCUCCAAAAUGUCAUUACUAAGUUUCGACGAUGAAGAGGAAGGCGAAAUAUUCCAAGUGAAGAAAACCUCCCAGAGCAAGAAGGUCAUGAAGUCGCUGGACAAAGAACGUCGCCGCAAAAAACAUGCCGAGAAAAACGGUUCCAGCUUCGGUGGAGAUUCAUCGUCGUCAAAGUCUGCCGUCGUCGUCAAAUCGUCGUCUCCCGGAAAUAGCAACAGCAGUAGCAGCAGUGCACUGAAAAAUCGCAGCUCGGAAGAGCCGGACAAAGAUAACAAACAUAAAAGGGAAAAGUGUGAAAAAUCUAGUUCUAAUAUCCAAACAGAAAUACGCACAGACGACUUUGUGCUGGUGGUCAAGAAAUCCGAUCCGAACUUGCAGCAACAGCAGAUUCUGAACGGCCGAGCUGCCCUCUGUGCCGGCAGGGAUGACAUGUCCUCGGAGGAAGAAGAGGAAGAUGAAAGCGCCGGCGAGGGUCACCACCACCGGUUCGCCAAACCGGACAACUUCAAGAUGUAUCUGGAGAACGGGGUCAUUCCGGAUGCGGCCAUGAUUCAUGCCGCUCGCAAACGGCGGCAGAAAGCGAGGGAGCAAGGUGAUUUCAUUCCGGUGGAUGAACCCAAGGAGGAUAAGAGCAAGAAACGGGUGGUCCGAGAAGAUGGAGCAGGUGAUGGGUCAGACGAGGAUGACGAUCGAAUCGACAUGGCGGCCAUCACGGGUGCGAAGGAACGCGAAGAACGGCGGGAGCAGUUCUAUUCCGUUCAACGAGAAGAUUCCGCCGAGGAUUCCGACCUGGAGACGAAAGAAUGGGAAAAUCAACAGAUUCGCAAGGGAGUUACCGGCGCCCAGUUGGUAUCCGCUCACCAGGAAUCGGUCAUCUCGCAGUACAUGAUCCAGGGUUACAGUCAGUCCUAUCAGUCCAACGAAGACGAUAGUAUCCUAUCGACGGGUGCCCUUCUGGAGCAAGCGUACGCCAAAACGUCCGGUCUGACGAAGGCCAGCACCAAGGCUGCUUCUGCCGGGCUCAUUGCGCGAGUUGCUACAGCCGGAAAAGACCAGAAGGCAUCCGGUCCCCGAAUGCCGCAGGAGAUCCUGAAACAGCUGAAUGAGAAACUCCAAACCACAAAGGAACUUAAUUUCAAACAUAUCACCGACAUCGAAAGGAUCACCCAGGAGGUGAAAGUACUUAAGCUGGAUCAUCUGCAGAGCGAGCAGAAGGCACCGGUUGCGGCGGCCAAGUAUCGGUUCUACCAGGAAAUCAAGUGCUACGUCAGCGAUUUGGUGGAGUGCUUGGACGAAAAACUGCCGCUGAUAGUGGGGCUGGAGCAGCGAGCGAUCGCAACGAUGGCCAAGUAUUCCAGCAUGCUCAUCGAACGGAGACGGCAGGACGUGAGGGAUCAAGCCAAGGAGAUGGCCGACGCCAACAAGGGCAUCAGACGACAGCACGACGAUCCGGAUCGCAUUCGACGUGCCGCAGAACGAGAAGGUCGACGGACGCGUCGCCGAAGGGAUCGCGAGAAGAACGAAACGGCCGAUUCCCACCUCGAUGGAAUGUCCAGCGAUGAUGAGGUGGCCGACAUUGAAGUUUCGCAGUACCAAGCGUCGCUCAAGGAGAUCGCCCUGGAAGCGAAGCAGAUAUUCGUCGAUGCAGGCGAAGAGUAUUGCGAAGUUGGCGAGAUUCUGGACAGGUUCCAGAACUGGCGCUCGGCCGAGCUGGAUUCUUACAAAGAUGCCUACGUCAGUUUAUGUCUGCCGAAGGUGUUUGGGCCACUGAUCCGAUUGAAGUACGUCGCGUGGAAUCCGGUUAGCGGGGAAGACGCAAUCGACUUUGAACGGGAAGCAUGGUAUCGAAGUUGUUGCCUCUACGGUCGGCAACCCGGCGAGACGGAAGCUAGCUUAGCUGAAGACCCUGAUGUGCGCUUAAUACCCACGCUCAUCGAGAAAAUCGUACUUCCAAAGUUGACCGUACUGAUAGAACAGGUUUGGGAUCCACUGUCGACGACCGAAACACUGAAACUAGUGCGACUGAUCAAUCGGCUCAGCCGAGAUUAUCCAUCACUACGGCGAACCUGCAAACAGCUGAGAUUACUUUUCCAAGCCAUUCUGGACAAACUAAAGCUGGCGAUCGAUAACGACGUAUUCAUUCCAGUGUUUCCCAAACAACUGCAGGAAGCCAAAUCGUCCUUCUUCCAGCGGCAGUUUUGCAGCGGACUGAAACUACUGCGGAACAUCACCUGUUGGCAGGGCGUCAUUGCCGAUGGUCCCCUGACAGAGCUGGCGAUCGGUUCGCUGCUGAAUCGGUACCUCCUGAAUGGGAUGCGCGUUUGCACGCCGACCGAUGCCAUCAACAAGGCCUCGAUGAUUGUGUACACUUUGCCGCGGGUUUGGCUGACGGCCGGAUCGUCCGUCGUGCAGAGUAUGACCCAGUUCAUUGCCAUGCUGCAGCACGUCAACAGCCAGCUGGAUCCAGCCAUCGGGAAUCAUGGGGAAUUGAUCGAAAAACUACAAAAGAUAUUAGCUAGUUUGCACGUAGCUUCUUAAAAUCACAUCAGCGCUAUCUCACCAUGGACCCAUGGAAGCCCCUAUCGUUGGAAAUAGUCUACCACUAGCUUAGGAAUUAAAUUUAGGUGAAUGAAUGUGUAAAUUCAAUCUGAAGACAUAGCUUUUACACUCAAAAAAAAAACAACCCGAACUAAGGUUUUUUGCAACUGUUAAGAUUACGUUCAUGGUACUUGAUAUUUAACAUUAGGAAAACACACAGUGUUGCAUAAGGUCGGGGACCGCCGGCGACGAAGCAGAGUGAAGUUCUGUUGCACUAUGCAACCCUUCGAUUGCGGCCGAUGCGCGCGAGGAAACCAACGAAGUUGUGGACUAGUUCAGGUAAGUUGAUGUUUGUACUUUUAGCUAUACAUACGUGGGAGACAGUGGCGUUUUUCUCAAAUCUUCCCGCUAUCGGUUGCUUCGAAGGGCGAUUGCAUAGUGAAACGGUUAUAACUCUGGUAUUGAUUGGCUUACCCUGAAGAUAAGAUAUCGUUUUUUUUUAAUAGUAUGUUUAACGUUUCAACAAACCCAGAAUCAAUAAGAUGCAAUCACACAUAGUUUGAAACUCAGUAACCAAUUCUGUAACAUUCUGGAACAAAACGUUUGAUAAUCGUAGCUCAAGUUCAAUAGUUUUCUAAAAAUAUAUUCAAUGAUGCAUUAAUUAA
Messenger RNA from Aedes albopictus (Asian tiger mosquito), 3665 nucleotides. Its product is annotated as PAX3- and PAX7-binding protein 1. Gene Ontology annotation, biological process: mRNA splicing, via spliceosome; spliceosomal complex disassembly. Gene Ontology annotation, molecular function: DNA binding. The record is from RefSeq and is a predicted model, not a curated record. The coding region runs from base 169 to 3000 and encodes 943 amino acids. Lineage: Eukaryota; Metazoa; Arthropoda; Insecta; Diptera; Culicidae. Gene Ontology annotation, cellular component: U2-type post-mRNA release spliceosomal complex; nucleus. The transcript is spliced from 8 exons.